AUGGUUCUCCUGUCACUUUGGUUGAUAGCAGCCGCUCUGGUACAGGUUAGGACUUCAGCUGAUGGACAAGCUGGUAAUGAAGAAAUGGUGCAAAUAGAUUCACCAAUAAAGAGAAAGAAAGAGUAUGAGCUGGUGACUCCAGUGAGCACAAAUCGAGAAGGACACUAUCUCUCCCACAUUCUUUCUGCAAGUCACAAAAAGAGAUCAACGAGGGACGUGUCUUCCAACUCUGAGCAAUUGUUCUUUAACAUCACAGCAUUUGGGAGAGAUUUUCAUCUGCGACUAAAGCCCAACACCCAGCUCAUAGCUCCUGGGGCUGUAGUGGAAUGGCAUGAAACAUCUCCAGUGCCUGGGAAUAUAUCCAGCCCUGUUAAUGAUCAUCAACCAGGAAGUGCUUCUGAAAGAAUCUGGAAAACAGAGCCUUUGCAGACUAACUGUGCUUACGUUGGUGACAUCAUGGACAUUCCAGGAACCUCUGUUGCCAUUAACAACUGUGAUGGUCUGGCUGGCAUGAUAAAAAGUGAUGAUGAUGAGUAUUUCAUUGAACCCUUGGAAAGAGGGAAACAGAUGGAGGAAGAAAAAGGGAGGAUUCACAUUGUCUACAAGAGAUCAGCAGUGGAACGGGCUCCCAUAGACAUGUCCAGAGACUUCUACUACAGAGAGUCAGAUCUGGAAGGCCUUGAAGAUCUAGGCACUGGUUACCGCAACAUUGACCGGCAGCUGAAUGAAACAAUUAGGCAUCGCAGACAUGCGGAAGAAAACGAUUACAACAUUGAGGUGCUGCUGGGAGUGGAUGACUCUGUGGUCCGUUUCCAUGGCAAAGAGCACGUCCAGAACUACCUCCUCACCCUGAUGAACAUUGUGAAUGAAAUUUACCAUGAUGAGUCCCUCGGAGUACACAUAAAUGUGGCCCUCGUGCGCAUGAUCAUGCUGGGUUAUGCAAAGUCCAUCAGCCUCAUAGAGAGGGGAAACCCAUCCAGGAGCUUGGAGAAUGUGUGUCGCUGGGCUUGCCAACAACAAAAACCUGAUCCCAACCAUUCUGAACACCAUGAUCAUGCAAUUUUCUUAACCAGGCAAGACUUUGGACCUGCUGGAAUGCAAGGAUAUGCUCCAGUCACAGGCAUGUGUCAUCCGGUGAGAAGUUGUACCCUGAAUCACGAGGACGGUUUCUCAUCUGCUUUUGUAGUAGCCCAUGAAACUGGCCAUGUGCUGGGAAUGGAGCAUGACGGACAAGGCAACAGGUGCGGCGAGGAGACUGCUCUGGGAAGUGUCAUGGCUCCCUUGGUGCAAGCGGCAUUUCAUCGCUACCACUGGUCCCGGUGCAGUGGCCAGGAAUUGAAAAGAUACAUUCAUUCCUAUGACUGUCUUCUUGAUGACCCUUUUGAACAUGAUUGGCCCAAACUCCCAGAACUUCCUGGAAUCAAUUAUUCUAUGGAUGAGCAAUGUCGUUUUGACUUCGGAGUUGGUUAUAAAAUGUGUACUGCGUUCCGAACCUUUGACCCAUGCAAACAGCUGUGGUGUAGCCAUCCUGACAACCCCUACUUCUGUAAGACUAAAAAGGGGCCCCCACUUGAUGGCACUGAAUGUGCUGCUGGAAAAUGGUGCUAUAAGGGCCACUGCAUGUGGAAGAAUGCUAAUCAACAAAAACAAGAUGGCAAUUGGGGAUCAUGGACCAAAUUUGGCUCCUGUUCCCGGACGUGUGGAACAGGUGUUCGUUUCAGAACACGCCAGUGCAAUAAUCCAAUGCCCAUCAAUGGCGGUCAGGAUUGUCCGGGUGUUAAUUUUGAGUACCAGCUUUGUAAUACAGAAGAAUGCCAAAAACACUUUGAGGACUUCAGAGCGCAGCAGUGCCAGCAGCGUAACUCCCACUUUGAAUACCAGAACACCAAACACCACUGGAUGCCAUACGAGCACCCUGACCCCAAGAAGAGAUGCCACCUUUACUGUCAAUCCAAAGAGACCGGAGACGUUGCGUAUAUGAAACAGCUGGUGCACGAUGGCACGCGCUGUUCUUACAAAGAUCCAUACAGCAUAUGUGUGCGAGGGGAGUGUGUGAAAGUGGGCUGUGAUAAAGAAAUCGGUUCUAACAAGGUAGAGGAUAAGUGCGGUGUCUGUGGAGGGGAUAACUCCCAUUGUCGAACUGUGAAGGGGACAUUCACCAGAACCCCCAGGAAGCUUGGGUACCUUAAGAUGUUUGAUAUACCCCCUGGUGCCAGACAUGUGUUAAUCCAAGAAGACGAGGCUUCUCCUCAUAUUCUUGCUAUUAAGAACCAGGCUACAGGCCACUAUAUUUUAAACGGCAAAGGGGAAGAAGCUAAGUCGCGGACCUUCAUCGACCUUGGCGUGGAAUGGGAUUAUAACAUUGAAGAUGACAUUGAAACUCUUCACACCGAUGGACCUCUACACGAUCCUGUUAUUGUUCUGAUUAUACCUCAGGAGAAUGAUACCCGCUCUAGCCUGACAUAUAAGUACAUCAUCCAUGAAGACUCCGCACCUACAAUCAACAACAACAAUGUCAUCCAGGAAGAAUUAGACACCUUUGAGUGGGCUUUGAAGAGCUGGUCUCAGUGUUCCAAACCCUGUGGCGGAGGUUUCCAGUACACUAAAUACGGAUGCCGUAGGAAAAGUGAUAAUAAAAUGGUUCAUCGCAGCUUCUGCGAAGUCAACAAAAAGCCAAAACCUAUUAGAAGAAUGUGCAAUAUUCAAGAGUGUACACAUCCACUCUGGGCAGCAGAAGAGUGGGAACAUUGCACCAAAACCUGUGGGAGUUCCGGCUACCAGCUUCGCACUGUACGCUGCCUGCAGCCCCUCCAUGACGGCACCAACCGCUCUGUGCACAGCAAGUAUUGCAUGGGGGACCGUCCUGAGAGCCGCCGACCUUGUAACAGAGUGCCCUGCCCAGCCCAGUGGAAAACGGGGCCCUGGAGUGAGUGUUCCGUGACCUGCGGCGAUGGGACGGAGGUGAGGCAGGUCCUCUGCAGGGCUGGAGACCACUGCGACGGGGAGAAGCCCGAGUCCGUCAGAGCUUGUCAGCUGCCUCCCUGUAAUGAUGAGCCAUGUUUGGGAGAUAAAUCUAUAUUCUGUCAAAUGGAGGUGCUGGCGCGAUACUGCUCCAUACCAGGAUACAACAAGUUAUGUUGUGAGUCCUGCAGUAAGCGCAGUAGCACCCUGCCACCACCAUUCCUUCCUGAAGCUGCUGAAACUCAGGAUGAUGUUAUCUUUAACCCCAGUGACCUCGACCUCGCUGGAUCUCUAAUGAUGCCUACAUCUUUGGUUCCUUACUAUUCAGAGACUCCUGCUGAGAGGAAGAAACCUUUGAGCAGGAUCUCUUCAGUGGGAGGUCCAAGUGCAUAUGCUGCUUUCAGGCCAAACAGUAAACCUGAUGGUGCUAACUUACCCCAGAGGAGUGCUCUGCACACAGGGAGUGAGGCUGUGGGACAGGGCUCCCCUGCCACCAGGAGUGGCCCCCUCACUUCAUCUUCACCAAUGGCUGCUUCCCCCUCCCUUGCAGCCCGUGAAUCAAUAGGUGCUUCUUCUCAGGCAAGAACCUCAAAGAAAGAUGAAAAGAUGAUUGACAGGAGACAUCCAAUAAGCUCAACCACCUUGGAAAGAUGA
Pteronotus mesoamericanus is the source of this 3615-nucleotide messenger RNA. It is a transcript of the gene ADAMTS3, whose product is annotated as ADAM metallopeptidase with thrombospondin type 1 motif 3. The coding region runs from base 1 to 3615 and encodes 1204 amino acids. Gene Ontology annotation, molecular function: metalloendopeptidase activity. NCBI's taxonomy places the organism in Eukaryota, Metazoa, Chordata, Mammalia, Chiroptera, Mormoopidae. The record is from RefSeq and is a predicted model, not a curated record. Gene Ontology annotation, biological process: proteolysis; extracellular matrix organization. Gene Ontology annotation, cellular component: extracellular matrix. The transcript has 22 exons.